CUGAUCUAAUGGUAAAGAACUAUUUUUCUACAGCGUCGAAGAACUCAUGCAAAGCAACGCCAGGCAUAACUAUCUUUUUAACUAACUUUUUAAUUUUUGAAACGGACUAAUAGACUUCGAUUGUACAACCCCACGUACUUUGAGACCAAAAUAUUAGUAUCAAAAUAUUCAUUUUGAAUCUUGUUAUAUUUCUCCCCGAGUGAAGUGUGAGACGACGGUGAUGGAUGUUUAUUACUGAAUGCGCUUUUUCCAGCAUCGGUGGGUUAUUCAAGAAGCUACGAGAAUGUGGUCAGCAUGGAUUCAUUAAGUGUUGCUUGCUUGUGCAUCGCAUGCCUUUGCCUCUUGAGUGUUGCAGCAGACCAACCAAGAGUUACAGACCACUUACGGUCUGCCAACGAGGUGUCAGAGCUGUGUGAGAUUGAUGCAGUCCUGUGUGAGGAUGAGAAUGCGGUGCUGAGUUUCGAGGCCAUCCGAAGCAUCCACAAAGACAUGGAUGACGACGCAGAUGGAAGUGUGGAUGUAACAGAGACAGAUGAGUUUCUCAGAGAGGAUCUAAAGUAUCAUGACCCCAAGGCAAAACAUAGAAGUUUCCAUGGAGCAGACCUGCUGAUUACUGUGGAGGACAUGUGGAAUACCUGGAGGUCCUCUGAAGUGUAUAACUGGACUGUGGAGCAGGUGGAGGAGUGGCUCAUUACCUAUGUGGAGCUGCCACCAUAUGUUGAGUCCUUUAAGAAGAAUGAGAUCAGUGGCAAAGCCCUGCCAAGGCUGGCUGUGAAGAAUGCCACCCUAACACUGUCUGUGCUCAAGAUCUUGGACCGCAGUCAUGCUCAAAAGCUGCAGCUCAAAGCUCUGGAUACAGUGCUGUUUGGCCCUCCUCUGAUUAGCAGGCACAACCACUUGAAGGACUUUGUACUGGUGGUGUCCAUCAUCAUUGGUUUGGCGGGGUGCUGGUUUGCCUACUUCCAGAACCGCAAUUCAAAGGACCACAUGAGCAAGAUGAUGAAGGACCUGGAGGGCCUGCAAAAAGCUGAGCAGAGCCUUCUCGACCUCCAGCAGAAGCUGCAGAUAGCGCAGGAUGAGCACCGCUCAGUUGAAGUGGAAAAGGUGAAUCUAGAACAGAAGUUGAUAAAUGAGAUCAAUGCAGCAAAACAGGAGGCUCAGAGACUACGGGAGCUUCGUGAGGGCACUGAGAAUGAACUGAGCCGUCAGACGUAUGCCGAAGAGGAGCUGGAGCAGGUGCGCACAGCUUUGAAAAAUGCAGAGAAGGAACUAGAGAUGAGAAGAAGCUGGUCUCCUCCUGAACCUUUACAGACGUGGCUGCAGGUCACUCAUGAGAUGGAGGUACAAUACUACAACAUAAAGAAACAGAGCGCUGAGAGACAGCUCCUGUUGGCUAAAGAAGGGGCAGAGAAGAUUAAGAAAAAGAGAGGCACACUCUUUGGGACCUUCCAUGUAGCUCACAGCUCCUCACUAGAUGAUGUUGAUCACAAAAUUUUAUCAGCCAAACAGGCUCUAGGGGAGGUUACGGCUGCCCUGAGGGAGAAACUACAUCGCUGGCAGCAGAUCGAGUGUCUCACAGGCUUGACCAUCGUGAACAACCCAGGUCUGUCUUCGCUGGCCUCAGCGCUCAACCUGGACCCUGCCUUCCUGGGGAUCCGGCCUGCCACCCCACAGCACCUGCUGCUGUCAGAUGACCUGGAUGACAUGGAUGAGGACAUACUGUCCCCUGGAACCCUGCGAUAUGCCGCCUGGCAGAUGGACCGGCGGGUGAGCGACCUUUGGCCUGUAGCCUUUGAAACCCAGUCCCUGUGGAAGCAUUCUGCUCCAAGUCUGAUGUCCCUGCGGCCACGGCAUGGAGACCCUACACUGAGCCUCAGUUCUCAGAGAGAUUUGAACCGGUCCGACUCAGACUCCUCCUUGUCUCUGUCUCAGUAUGGUGAGCGCUCUUCCUCCACCACUCUGCUGAACAGCAGGCCUGUGCUCUCCAGGCCUAAAGGGGGAGGAGGCAGCGCCUCAGACAGCUCCCUCUUCCAGAAGAGGCUCGUCAGCAUGGAGAAGUGUGCCAGCCUGGGAGAGAUAAACACGCAGUACAGCAGCCUGACCACAGGUGAAUCCGCCAGCUCCCUUAGCCCUUCCACUAGUGAUGUAGACGGGCUGUUACCAGCAAGAGGAAGAGGAAGCAGCCGCCUUCCCCAGCUCUCGGGCAAGAGGAGCCUGGGGGAGGAGGACAGUGGCUCCACAGGGGAGGACAUGGAGGCCUCCAGCUCUAGCCGCAAAAAGCACCCCUUCCCUAGAAUCUUCACUAAGCAAAAACAGAAGAAAUAGUAAAACACCAACUGGCCUCACCCAAAAAGUGGCUUGUAGAAGCUUCACACCGUAUAAGAGAAAGAACAGUAACUAUACAGUCACACUCAGAAGGGCUAUAUCACACUCAGAGGUUUAUAUCACAUGUAGGUACUAUUUAAAUAGAUAUAAGGGAGCAUCAACUGUAUGUUUUUUUGUAUUCUGGUUUGGUUUAUAUGUUUUCAAAAAAGGCCAGAAAUGUUGUUUUGGAGAAAUGUGUGAUUUUUUUAAAAUAUUAUUUAUUCUGCAAAUAGGAGCACUUGUAGGUAUUUCCAUUUUUAGCUUAAAUUAUUGUUUAUAUUCUACUAAGCUUUACAGGUCCAGUUACAUUGAAUAAAAUGCCAAAGAACAUUAAAAACAUGUAUAAGGAGCAUGUUGACUUAAAAAGAGGAAUUAUAAUAAAUGGUUUCUGACAUAAA
This is a messenger RNA of Electrophorus electricus (electric eel), 2762 nucleotides long. RefSeq names its product stromal interaction molecule 1b (gene stim1b). Gene Ontology annotation, biological process: intracellular calcium ion homeostasis; activation of store-operated calcium channel activity; store-operated calcium entry. NCBI's taxonomy places the organism in Eukaryota, Metazoa, Chordata, Actinopteri, Gymnotiformes, Gymnotidae. Gene Ontology annotation, molecular function: protein binding; calcium channel regulator activity; calcium ion binding. The record is from RefSeq and is a predicted model, not a curated record. Gene Ontology annotation, cellular component: plasma membrane; endoplasmic reticulum.